Molecule: messenger RNA, 2619 nt
Organism: Fundulus heteroclitus (mummichog)
Lineage: Eukaryota; Metazoa; Chordata; Actinopteri; Cyprinodontiformes; Fundulidae
Product: zinc finger protein 420
Exons: 5
Coding region: 144-2195 (683 amino acids)
Biological process (GO): regulation of transcription by RNA polymerase II
Molecular function (GO): DNA-binding transcription factor activity; RNA polymerase II cis-regulatory region sequence-specific DNA binding
Source: RefSeq, a predicted model, not a curated record
GAAGAAGAAGCCCCGCCGCUGCUGCAGCAUCACCGGUUAGCUGUUAGCUCUUCCGUGUUGUUGCUGGUUGUUAGAUGGCUAUCCUGUUCGCUAAACGUACCGCCACAGACCUGAUGUAGGGUGAUAACCGAGCCCAGCCCAGGAUGUGCUCCGUGGUCAGAUGUAACUCGUGGCGUCGCCGAGCGCCACGCUUCAUUCUACCAGAAGACCCAGAGAAGAGACUGGAGUGGGUCCAGUUUCUCUUCGAAGUCAAUGGUCAGAGACUCAAAGAGUCCUCGUGGACGGACAUCAGCGUUUGCAGCGAACACUUCACGCGUGACUGCUUCGUCGUGGCUCCAGCUGCGGGCUCGGCCCAGUUGAGGUCCGAUGCAGUCCCGUCGGUGUGUGAGCCCGAGCAGGACACUAUUCAACCUGAAGAUGCAGCUUGUAAACCUAGUCCAACUCCAGGAUCUUCAGCACUACACAACGAUGGGACCUUCACUUUGACAAGUGUUCCUGCAAGCCCAGCGUCAAGCGAGGCUUCGGUAUCUUCAGAGUCCGGUUACUGUAAGAUGCUGGACAAAAUUGAAAACCUUGACAUUAUCAAGGAAAAAGUCAACCUGCUUAAGACGAAUAAGAGAUAUGUUGUAAAUGAAAAGCGUCUCUUCCAACUGUUCAGUCCCACGUGCCCUUUGUGCCAGUCUAAAGUCAAAACGGAGAAGGUGGUCUGCGGGUUGCUCUUAGUCCUAAACCAGCGGUGCCUGGAGUGUGACUACAGUAAACAGUGGAAAAAUCUGACCGAAACCAGCAUCACUGCAGUGUCAGAUGAUCAUCAGACAGAAUGCAUGGAAAUAUCUUUAGAGACAAUUUCAAGAGAUAAGACAGUCGGAAGCAGUGAGAUCGUCAACACUGACGAGGAGAGCGACUCCGCGGAUGAAACCGAUGAAUCCAACAAUUCGGAAGGGGCCAGGGAUUCAGACGACAACUGGGUGCCAGAGGAAGAGCCUCUCGUUUUCGAAUCUGAGGAGGAGGAGGAGGAAGAUUGCUCUUUUGAGGAAGUCAACAACGGCUCCGUUUCCAAACACCGGGAGCUCUGCACGGAGUGCGGGAAGUUCUUUGAAAAACAACGGCCUCACACCUGCGAGCAUAUAAUCAAGCCCAUCUCUUGUAACAUCUGCGGGAAGAGGUACGUCAACGAGCAAGCUUUAAACCUUCACAACAGGGUGCACAACGUCGACUACAAGCAUCGCUGCAAAUACUGCCACGUCGUGUUCCAGACUAAGCUUGACAAAAUCACUCACGAGCAGACCCACCUGAUUCAGGACAAGCCUUAUAAAUGUCCCUGCUGUCCCGAGACGUUUGCCAGAUUCUUGGAGCGCAGGGACCACUUGGAAACUCACGAGGAGCGAAAGCGGAACUGUUCCUACUGCGGGAUCAGGUUCGUUUCUCAUUUGGCGCUCCAGAGACACUUGAUAGUUCACACGGGAGAGAAGCCGUACAAGUGCGUGGUGUGCCAGCGUGGCUUCAACCAGUCCGGCCACCUCAAGUCCCACAUGCGCCUGCACACGGGGGAGAGGCCUUAUAAGUGUCCGCACUGCAGCAAGUGCUUCACGCACAACGUGAGCUUAAAGAGUCACGUCCAGCGUUACCACACGGCGUCGGAGGAUCAACAGAAGACGACGAAGCAAGGGGCGGACCCUCAGGGUAACGGAGGCCCGGACUCCGUGAAUGACAACGUGGAGAAAAAUCAGGUUACACAAAAGAAGGUCGGCUAUAAAUUUAAAAGGAAAACCACAGGCAGGCCGCUCGGGAGGCCUAAGAAGAACCUCACCGGCUCGUCGACGGAAGAAAGACGAGGCCGAGGUAUGAACGCCAAGACAGCCAAAGCACAGAAGCGGAAGGCGAAGCGGAGGCGGUCGAAGUGGGAAGAAAGCGAGGAGGAGACUAGCGAAAACGAGGAAUCCUUGGACUUAACAGAGGACGAAGAGCAGAACGAGAAAGCGAGGUCGGGGCGGACGGCAAAACGUCUAGCGCUUGACCCGACGGGAGUUGAGAAAAAGGAGCAGAACGAAAAAGUGAGAUCGAGAAGGACAGCAAAGCGUCGAGCGCUUGACCCGACAGGAAUUAGGAAAGAGGAGGAGAGCGACAACAGCGUAAAAGAUCAAGAAGCCCCAGAGGAAGACGAAGGAAAAAAGAUGUUUGCUGAGGAAACGUAAAGUAUGAGUGAAGCCCACAUUUAUUCGUACCCCAGGCAGAUUUAGCCAAGUCAGUUUUUAUUUUUGCCAACAUUUUUCUUUUGACUAGAAGUAGCUAAUAUUUUGGAGUGGCCCAGCUAAAUUCAGUCUGAUAGAGAAUCUGUGGAAGGAAGCCUUCCAGUCCGACACUUAAUGAUCGUCAAUUCUGAGGGUUGAUGUAUUAAAACUACUUUUACUCCUCAAAUUAUUGAGAAGGGUAUAAAUACUUUGAAGUGGAAUAAAAUAAAAAAUGUUUAUUUUAUACUUCUUUAACAUAGUUUUAUCUUUUUUAUAAUGGAUCAUUCCCUAUCGAAAACAAGCUUCUUGGAUGGACUAAAGUAAUUUUAGAACUACAUCUGCCAAGGCCAAAAUUAUUGUGGGCUUAACUGUAUAUAUAUAUUUUUUU